UGACACGACGCCAAUCAAUUGCAUCGAGUAGAGCAGCAAAGUAAAUAAAUUCUCCAAAAGCUUACACACAACAGAUCAGACAAAUUUGUGCGGUAUUUAUUUAUAAACCAACCACAAAGUGCAUUAAACAAAGAAAAACAGGCUGUGAAGCGGCUUUUGAACAAGAACACAGUUCCUCGUGUUUUUUUAUUUAGACCAAAGGAGAGCGAGAAAUUGUGCAAGUGAGGGACAAAGAGAGCGAGUGAGGUAUCUGUAUGAAAAAUAAUCCCCCCCCUCCUCUGCAUCCAAUCAGAAAUUAAAGCCACACGCUAGCUACGUACACAUAAAAAGUUAUCUCUGGCUGUGAACUAUUGGUGGCGUUGAUCUAUCCACAAACAACGAUUUUCGUCAACUUCCAAAGUCCAAGUGCGUGUGGACCAAGCCGCCGCUUCGCUUUGCUUCGAACCAAAUCCAACUACGUAGCUCAUUUCUCUUCAACAUGUCUCAACAACCUGUUGCUUUUUUAACCCGCAAAGAAACCUUCAGCGCUUGCCAUCGUCUACACAGCAAGCAUUUGAGUGAUGCCGAAAACCUUGAAAUAUACGGGAAAUGUAACAAUCCAAAUGGCCAUGGCCACAAUUAUACGGUUGAAGUAACCGUGCGUGGUCCCAUUGAUGCCCGAACUGGUAUGGUCAUGAAUAUAACCGAUCUAAAACUGGCCAUGGAUGGAGUUAUUUUCAAGCAAUUGGAUCACAAGAAUCUUGACAAAGACGUUGAAUUCUUUCAGAAUACGCCCAGCACAACAGAAAAUCUAACCGUUUUCAUCUGGGACAACGUCCGCCAGUCGCUCAAGCGUCCCGAACUAUUGUACGAAGUGAAAAUCUAUGAGACAGAUAAAAAUUCCGUUACCUAUCGUGGACCAUAUUUACAAAAUGGCCAAUAUUUGUUGAAUAAACGUUCGGCCAAGACAAGUUGUACAAAUAUUUCAUCCGACUCGGAUUAGUGGGGGAUUAUCGAAUCGACAUCGAAUGGAUAUUGAAACUACCACCAUCACAACAACAACAAGAAUAAGGGGUUUAUGCUUGACCUUGAUUUGACAUUGCUUUGUUGUUGAUAUUAUUAUUAAUAUUAUUAUUUUUUAUUUACAUAUUUUUUGCAAUUAUUACAGGAACUACAACAAAAAAAAAAAAACACCCACACACAUUAUUAAUAUUUUCAUUUUUUUAUAUUAUGUAUGUAUGCAAAGAUAUGCAUGUGAUUGUUAUAGAAUUACACUUAUGAUAUAUAGAUUGAUAUAUGUAUGUUUAUAUGUAAUAUUAAGAGAUUUAUAUGAUUGUACUAUUUUUUUCUGCAAAUAUUCCUACAAAACCCGCUACCAGGUUCAUAAAUAAACAACAGCAAUAUU
Messenger RNA from Musca domestica (house fly), 1384 nucleotides. RefSeq names its product 6-pyruvoyl tetrahydrobiopterin synthase (gene purple). The transcript has 5 exons. Bases 479 to 982 code for a protein of 167 amino acids. NCBI's taxonomy places the organism in Eukaryota, Metazoa, Arthropoda, Insecta, Diptera, Muscidae. Gene Ontology annotation, biological process: tetrahydrobiopterin biosynthetic process. The record is from RefSeq and is a predicted model, not a curated record. Gene Ontology annotation, cellular component: mitochondrion. Gene Ontology annotation, molecular function: 6-pyruvoyltetrahydropterin synthase activity.